AUGCGCCAAGCUGUGUCGGGCUUCGCCCAGCAGCAGCUUGCGGGCGUGGAGAAGCUGAUCAGCGGAUGCACCACCGAUGCCGAGCGAUUUCAAAAGACCAAGCCAAUCUACGAGGCAGCCACGGGAGCAGGCCUCAUCCGCGGCCAGAUCAGCAAGCCGCUGGGAGGCGAUGCCACGAGCAACUUUUCCGCCGCCAUCGUCGUCGAGGAGUUCUACGCCGUCGACCGCACCGCCUCACUGACCAUCUUUGGCACUGGCCUGGGACUGACACCCCUCAUGAUGGCCGGCAAUGGGGACCAGCACAAAAAGUACCUCGCUCCCUUUCUCGAGACAAAAGGCGCGCCACUGGCCAGCCUCGUCUAUACGGAGCCUACAGGCACGGCAAACUACAGGGACGUCGACGGCCCCGGCAUACAGACGACUGCACGCCUCGAGGGCGACGAAUGGGUGCUCAAUGGCGAAAAGAUGUGGGCCACCAACUGUGCCGGCUGGGACUUCAAGGGUGCUGAGCUGCAGUGCGUCCUCUGCAAGGAUGUGUCUGUCAGCAAGGGCAGCAACGCUUCCAUGCUGCUUCUCGUCAGCCGGGCAGACAUCGACGCCAACAAGCCCGGUGCCUUUGUGGUGAAGCGGCAUCUCGAGAGCGCAGGGCACAAGGCCACCUCUGGACCUCACGUUGCCUUUAAAGACCUGCGGGUGCCCAAGUCGGCGAUCCUGGGAAGCGUGGGCCAGGGCCUUGACAUUACCGAAAACGCAUUCACCGUCUCGGCUGCCAUUGUGGGGGCCAUGAGCGUCGGUGUGAUGCGAAGAGCCUUUGAGGUCGCACUGGCCUAUGCCAAAAAGGAGACACGGGGAGGCGGCGCCAAGCUCAUUGAGCACCAGAGCGUCGCCGAUCUCCUCAUCGGCGUCAAGGCGCGCGUCGAGACGUCGCGGCUGCUCACGUGGAAGGCGCUUUCGCUCAUCGACACCGUCGGACUCGAGGCGGCGCGCGAGACGGCCUUUCACGCCAAGGUCUUUUGCUCCGACUCGGCCGUGCAGAGCGUCGUCGACUGCAUUUCGGCUGUUGGCGUGAGCGCCUACUCGACCGAGAUGCCGCUGGCCUCGCUCCUCAACGACGCAAUCUGCCUUCCCAUCUUUGAUGGCGGCAAUGUCGGCGUCCGCAGGAGGCAGAUUCAGAAGCUCUUUCUCAGUGAGCAGUACCAGCCGUGGGCCGCCUCUUUUGCGUAG
Acaromyces ingoldii is the source of this 1224-nucleotide messenger RNA. Its product is annotated as acyl-CoA dehydrogenase domain-containing protein. The transcript has 2 exons. Gene Ontology annotation, biological process: fatty acid beta-oxidation using acyl-CoA dehydrogenase; butyrate catabolic process. Bases 1 to 1224 code for a protein of 407 amino acids. The record is from RefSeq and is a predicted model, not a curated record. NCBI's taxonomy places the organism in Eukaryota, Fungi, Basidiomycota, Exobasidiomycetes, Exobasidiales, Cryptobasidiaceae. Gene Ontology annotation, molecular function: flavin adenine dinucleotide binding.